Messenger RNA from Microcebus murinus (gray mouse lemur), 11122 nucleotides. The record is from RefSeq and is a predicted model, not a curated record. Lineage: Eukaryota; Metazoa; Chordata; Mammalia; Primates; Cheirogaleidae.
UGGCACCAGGAAGGAGGACAAUUCGUCUCCGGGCUGCCCAAGCGACAGCUGUCAGAGGAACAGGAGCUUCUGGGAGCCGCCAUCUGAAGGCUACGUGUGCCGCCCGGUCAUUCAAACUGUCAAUUUUAGGUCCAGAAGUGUCCAAACCACAAGUUCUCAAAACUCCCUGAGAAAUGGCUCCCUCCGAGUUAAGCAAUUCUGAAAGGCAUUCUCUGGGAAAAGUCUGUGGAGGAGAGAGGGAUCUUCUUGCAAAUAAUGUGGUUUCGGGCAAAGACGCAGCAUCUUGGCUGUCUGCUAAAAAAAAAAUGCCUAGACUCUUGGUGGAAAUUGAGUGUCAAGCUGCAAAAUCUCAAAUGGCAGAUUGUCAUCAUUUAAGGUAAAUUCUUAUAUUUCUUCUUUGUGGGAAAGGAGGGGUAUGAGGACAUUCAUUAGCUUCACGCUGGAGGUAGCUUGUAUGGGGAUGACUUUCUUUCACUUGCUUUUAUAAUCUAUCCAGAAAAGAAGAGAGAGAAUGGAUAUAGUUUUUCUGAUAUUCCAUGACAAAAUGCCGUUUUUGUCCAAACUGUAUUGGUUGUUAAGGUAUUGGCAAGUUUUACAAAAUCAAAAUUAUUGAAAGUGAUCCAAAUGAUCAUGUCAUUUCUUCACGGUGUCUUGCCUGUUUCAGAUUUGGCCUUUAAGGGAGCUUGUUGUAACAGAUUAGAAAAUCCCACUUUGUGCUUCAAAAUCGUGCAUUGUCUGCCCUUUGCUAGGGCAACCAUAAGAGUUCACCAAGAGGACAAAUUUUCUAUCUCAUUAAUUGUUUUUUUUUUUAAGCAAACCCUACUGGCCCCUCAAACCCUUGACCUUUAAAGACAGUAUUUUGUGUAAGUUCUAUAAUUCUCCUACCAAAAUGACCCUUACAAAUUUUCUCCUCUUUUCCCUCCCUUCCUCCCUCCAAUACACACUCAUCUGCUUUAGUCACAGAGCCAAGCUGUGCAUGACUUGGGAGAUAAAAGUUUUGUCAACAUCUGAAAUCAACCUAAAUCGGAUAGGAGACACUUUAAUGGUCACAGUUUGAAUUAAGUACUUAACAUUCUCCCCCUUGAAGAAAAAUGGCACUUUGCAGGCUUUCUUUCCUAGUUUUGCUGAAAUCUACGACAUACCUGGUGUUUUAUUACAGCAGGAAUUCAACUGUGACAGGCAUAGUAGAGUACUUAAUACCCAGGAUGGAGCUCAUGGGAAGAUUACCUAGAUAUAUGGGGUGAGGGGGGGGGCCUUUGCACAGCUUUUCCGACUUUAUACCCAGCUGUGCCAGGGUGCCCCAGUCCCUUACAUCUCAGCCUCCUCCCCAUGGGGUGGGUGUCACCAUCUCACCAUCUCUCCUCUGUCCCCUUGUUCCCUGAAGCUUCCAAACUCCGCUGCUCUUCUCACUGUUGCCUUCCCUCUAGCAGUUCCAACGUAGAAAUGAAUCAGGGACUCUUUAGAAUAGAAAGAAAGAAGAAAAAAUGCCAAAGAAUCAAUGUAGCAACAGAAACCUGGGGCUUCCCAUGGAAUGAGUGGCUCCUGUGCAGGCAAUGUGCUUGCUGUCCUUGGCACUCCCUUGGUCUCCACAUCCCUAGAUGCACUCCUAUGCUAUAGGAGAACACAGGCUCAUCUUUCUCAGCUGUGGCUUUUGUUGCCCCUCCUCUGUAUUUCACACUGGCCCAAGAAUAACCUUGCUUUGUGUCUUAAAAAGUAUGGGCUGGAAAAAAUAGAAGGAAGAGAAUAUACAUCUUUUGAUGGCAUCAGGGGGGCUGCUGUGGCUGUCUUAAAACCUUCUAGUCUGUAACUUCUGGCUUGGAACUCUGGCAUCUCUUCUUCUGAAGGCUCUAAACUCAUGGAGCACCCUCCUGUCCUCCACCCCUUCAGGCCAGGCCCACUCUUUUGGGGAUUGAUUCCUGAGGCUGAAAGAAAAUGCCACAUUGAAAGAGUGUCCAGGGUGAAAGACCAGGAGGCCAUUUUGGUUCACCUUCACAGUUCACAGAUGAGAAAGCUGAGGCAGCUGAAUAAUUCCCACCCCAUGUUCAUUAUGUCAGUAAGUGUGUAGGUUGAAUGGACCCUUUGGUCUCACCUCCAUGGGGUAAAUGCAUAGACAUCUUCUCUCUGCGGAGGAGGCUAUUCUGCUGGGAACGGAUAUAUGCAUCUAGGCUUACACUUGACAUGGAUGGCCAGGUGUGUGCAGCCAGGAAAGAAGGGAAGGGUGGGUUCUUGCCUGAUGGGCCAUCAGGCUACCUGGAGAGGUUUUGUAACCAAACCACCCUAGUCGUGGCAGGCAGAAAGGCUGACCACUAGGCUCAGGAAGGGAUGGAUGUCAGGGUGCCAGGGAGAGCCCUGAGCUCCCCACUGUCUACAAUGUUCAUAAUCCCAGAAUGACUAAUGCUACUAUGCUAUGCUCUCACCUAUAUAUUAUGAUGGUGGUCACUUGCCCCAAAUCAGGGCAACGGUGAAUGUGCUCCGGAGGCCUGGGGAACAGAAAAGCCAAACAAGGACCCUGGUUGCAGCUGAUAAAGGUGUAGUGCCUUGUGGAGGGAGAUAUUGAAAUUGUAAUCUUUGAGGUCACGUGGCUCAUUAAAUAAUUAAUGCAGAUCGUCAGGAAUGGAUCGGAGUCGUCAGGGCCUCACUAGGAAUGAAUCUCUCAGAAGUGAGACUCCAACUUCCUAUUUGGUUUUUUUUUUUAAGACACACACCCUCAGAUUUAUCUCCAAAGGCUUUUAACUCCUUCAGGAAGGCAAGAGAAAGAGAGAGAGCUCUUCGGCGGGCAGGACCGGAGCCAGCAGGCCCCCGCUGGGUCCUGGGGCGCUUUCCACAGGGUUCCUGCCAGCCCCGGAGCGCGCCAGUGUCGGGGAAACGUGAGUUCGGGCUUGGGUUUUCUGCGGUCACAUCUUGGCUUCGGUGAUGAAGUGGGACGGAUGCGCAGACAGUCGGUAAUGUUCUGAUUCACGCUGGGGAAGGCUGCAGAGAUACCACAGGACGGGCGCGCGGCUUUGUUCAAUUUUCCCGGCGUUCAUAAAUCACCCGCGCCGGGCGAGCGAGGGAGCAAGCGAGCGCCAAAAUCGCGGAGGCAGAGGCCGCGGCGGCGGCGGCCAUUGCAGAGCCAGAGACCUGGGCCUCGUCUCCCUGUGACUCAUUAGUCUGAACGAUUUAUGGGGAACGGCAACCACGAAUAUUAGACUUGGGGAGAAGGAAAUAGAAAAAAGCUAUAACAACCAUAACAAUUACAGUGCUCCUGAGCGUCGCGCGGGGCGGCCGUGGUGGAUGGUGGCAUAGCGGAUCUCUCCGGGGGCGAAGUUGAGUGGCAGAGUGCAGGAUGGCUGAGCCCACCUUGCUUGGGGUCACGCCAAGAGUCCCAAGGUCAGGGGGCGCUCCCUCUGGGGAUGCAGACGGCAGGUUUGGACAAGAGAAAGGCAUGCAGGAAUUCUGAGUCCCAUUUUCAAGGCUUGUGGGGGCUGCAGGUCAGCAGUGACAGAGGGCAGUUGCUGGUUUGCCGCCACUAGUUCACGGUGCUAAGGGACUCCUCAGCUAUUUGGUAGCUCCUCGUGGGGCCGCCAACAGGAUUGCAUGGACCCAGGGCAGACAGCAAAGGACUGGUUGAGGGCAGGCUGCAGUUUAGGGGAGGCUACCUGUGUCUGUGUGAGGGAGCAGUGGGAGCAAGGCUGGGUCUGUGGAAGCCAAGGGCCCUGCAGAGUCCCUGCCGGGGGAGGACUUCUCCAAGGCAGGACCCCGCUCAAGGCACAAUUCUUUGCCUCUUCCCCAGUGUCUCCCACCCUAGAAAAGUUGGCUGACAGCUUGAUGACCAUUUGAUGGUUAGAGGGCAAGAGAGGGUUGCAAAUAUUGCAAGGGAUGAGAUUGCAGCAGAAUUAGAGCACGGAGCCUACUUUUGCCCACCACACAGGCGGGGCAGGAUCAGACCUCCUGACCUGGUAUUGUCCAGUGCCUGCAUUCUUCCAGUUUUCAGCAGCCUUAGUUGGCCUGCUCUGAGAGACUGGGGCUGUGAUCCUCUGGACAGCCCACUAGGACCAAGAAGUGAGCGCCCCUGACUUGAAUGAACCAGAAGACAAAACCUCUCACGACAGCCUCCUGCCCGUGGACUGAGCCCGGGUCUGAUUUUGCGCCAACAGAAAUGAGCACUAUUAGUGAGGUUUCAGGAGACUCUGUGAUUGAAUGCUCCCAGACAAGGCUUCCCUUUGUUAGGAAAAGAAAAUAAAGCCAGCAUUCACAUUCUCCAAGUUGGGGUGCGUGAGGAGCUCUCGGAGAGGAGCCCACACCCUCAGCAAAGCCUCUUCCACCUUCCCAUCUUCCUUCAUCUGGUUCAUUUUCUUUCCCCUUUCCCUGCCCCCCUCCCAAGAAAAAAGGAAAAGGAGAGAAUUCGGGUGCGGAUAUGGAGUAUGCAUUUAUUUUACAAAAAUAAAUCACUAUCUUCGGGCCAUUUGUAGAAUGGAACAUUUCGAGCAAUGAGUGCGCCGCAUGGACGAGUGCCCUGGCGACUCCUCCGUGUCCGCGUCACCCUCGGGGCCACCUUGGCGCCCACACGAGCCGCGCUUCCCACUCCGGUCCUUCAACUCCCUUCCUUCACAGCCACCGUUCACCCUCUGCUGUUUAUUUGUCUGCAGAGCGUCUGGACACCAGAAAAGGCAAUUCCCUGAGCGCCUGGAGUUGGAGACAAUUCCUGGUUCAGAUUUAAACAUCUUUGGAGGUAAGUGCUGUGCCAAAACUCUUCGCUGUGCGGGACUUUGCAACAGGGUGGCUGGGAGGAGUUUACCCUCCAGGGCUCCUGGCAAUUGCAGCCGGUUGAAAGAGAUUCUGGUCAAUAUUUAACUUCUGUGGAGUUUGGAGUUGGAUUCUCUACAGCAGCGUGCCCCGAGAAUGUGGGGCUUCAGGCAGACAAAGAAAGAGUCUACCCCAGACUGGGCCAUAGGCGGGAGCAGUGGCUGCAAAAGCCAAAGAUGGGGUAGGGGGAGUCAGAGGGGGUGUGUUUGUUUCUUCCUGCAAGCCCCAAACAAACCACUACAGGGAACUAGCAGGGCAAAAGCAAGUAGAGGCCACGGGCACUGCAGCCGCUGCAGCUGCUGCGUGGGCCGCUCUCCUUGUCAACUGCGGAGACUGUAUGAGUUAGGAAAUUGUCGCCAGUACCAGCUCUCUGUUGAGGAAAAGUUGUCUCACCGCCUUGCAGUUUCUCUGACCCUUUUGCCUUUCCCAGGCAUGAGAGAAGUUGCUGUAUUUCGAGUGUUCAGGCCUUCGCAGGCAGAGGGUCUUCUUCCUUCAUCAGGGCAGAUCGCGGUUCUUCCUACGGGAAAAGCAUGGUCUUCUAUGUCUUGGCGUUUUCUUUUCCUAUUUGGAACAAGGGAAAACUCUUUAAAAUUCUUUUCAAGUUCUGCCUUAAUUUGUUCUCUUAGUUUGGGAUGCAGUGAGGUAAUUACUGUGGUUUAUUACCUUGUAAAAGAUCCAUAAAUUACAUGCCUGUUUGGGGGAGGGGCUGCUGAAAUACCAUUCAGAAGCUGUUAUUAACGAAUGAGUUUGCUUUUGUUUUUUCAGGAAUUACUACUUUUUAAAAAGUUUUAGAGAUUUUUGUUUUCUAUUUCUUAUACCUCGGUGUUCCCUAAAAUUGGUCCUAAAAUAAAUAUCAGGUUGUUAAUUAAUUGCAACAUGCUAGUCGGUGGUGCUCUAAAGCUGAUAUGGUAUUCUGGAUGCAAUUAGUAUUUUAUCCGAUAGGAAGUAAACAGUAAUAGUAAAGCUGAGUUGCUUUAUCAGCUACUGUGUAUCUGUUUAAAUCAAAUAUAGGUGGAACAUUUCAGGAAUUUGCAACUUGGUGUGUGUAUAUGAUUUUCAUCUCUUCAAACAACAGAACAAUUGCAUGUAUAAAUAGUUGCAGGAGUUUGGGGCCAUCUGUAUAAUAGGAUAGAUGUACACAUUCACAUGUAUCCAGAGGACUUGGAGCCUAUUUGUACACAGUUGCACCCACAGGAAAUAUCUCAUGUUAAAUAAUCUAUCAUCUACACUUGUGUACGUACACACACUGUGGGCUAAGAGAGCCUUACCUGAUGCUGAGUAGAAAACCUCCUAGACUUAACUAAAGGAACAAAAAUGUUAAGUGUAUUUUUGAUAGAGAAAUCAGAUUGCAGUGUUUGAGUACAGAUACAUCUAAUCUGCCAACAGCUUUGCAAAUAUUGACUAACGGUCUGUAUCCUUGGUUGCCUGCUCCUUCCAAGCCAACUUUCCCUCUAUUUUGGCUCUGGUGGCCUGGACCACAGUGUGAGUCCCAGCCCUGGCUAGGUUGGAGGCCAGAGGAGUGAGUAAAGGGGGACUGGCAGCUGGAUUUUUAAACAGCCCAUAGCUUUGCUCCAGGAAAAUGGAUUUCAGAGUGGUGAAGGAGAACUCUCAGCUGCUGGUUCCCUGGAUGGGUUGCCCAGGCCAAGAUCUCUCUUAGGGAAGCUGUUUUUUAACCUCAGAAGUUAAAUUUCCUUUGACUUAUCAGAUUUCUUUCCCUUCUCAUCCUACUAAGUCACCCCAUCCCACCCCAAGUCGUUAAUGUUAAUUGUUAAACAGCAGUUGAAACAUUAACUGGGAUGUUAGCAGUGGUAUGGAGGCUCCAACCUAGAGCUGAGAUGCCUCUGGGCCUUGCUGGCAUUAAGGCAUUUUCUGAAGCAGUACCAAGGAUUUCUCCCAUUGAUUUAUGACCUCAAGAGUUUCGAUUUGCUAAAGACUGUUCUGAGAGUUCUGAAGGAGGCCCCUUCUUAUCUUUGAGUUGAUACAUCUCCAGAAAUUUAGAGAGGAGAGUUUGCCAGUAACUGGGCAAUACUUUCAGGUUCCUUUUAAGAGUAUCUAGAGGGCACAAUAUGAAUGAUUAGGGAGGGUAUAAGCGGAGCACAGGUCAGUAAGAAUUAGAGGACUGAGAUCACGGGGGACAGGAGAAUGCUUUUUGGAAACCAGCUUUUGAUCCCUUUCCCCGAAUCCCUCAAACCUGAGAAAGGCAGGUUUUUCACUUUGGGUUUUUAUUUUCCAGCUUGUGACUGAGAUAGGAGCUAGGUAAGUUCCUUCUUCCAGCUAUACCACAGACAGAACCUUAUUGGAAUACUGCUACCAGUUUAGGUAUGGGCUUGCUUCCACAGGAUUAGGUCUCCUCUUUUAUUGCCCUUCUGAUUUGGAUUCCCCAAGACCAGGCCUCCUUAUUGAGGGCUUUACAUUCUCAUCAGAGCCCUUCUGCUCCCCUGCAGGGGAAUAGAGUAGGGGAAGAAUCAUGCACAGCCUCCUGCAGCUGCUUCAAGUGAGUCCUCACACUUAGCCAGCUGAAGACCUACUCUCAAGGAACAAAAGAAUAUGGCAUGAGGAUCUUACCAGCCUCAGAGCACUCUCAAAGUUCAGAAACUAAGAGCAGAAGAGAUUAACAUUUUAGACAGCUGGCAAAAAGGUGCAGUGUUGAAAUCAGGGAGCAGUGUCACCAAGCAGAAGGCAACAGUAGGGGUAGAACAAGGGUGGGUACAGCUUAUUUGUUUUAGUAAGGUUCCUUCUGGGCAGAGUUGGUUCUCUGCUUAAGACUGUUCUGAGAGUUCAGAAGGGAGACCCUUCUCAUCUUUCAGUUGAUGUUUCUGCAGAGACUUGGCAGGGGCUUGGGGGGAGAGUUUGCUGAUGGAUUUAGGAUUGUCUUAGGGGAGGGUGGAUAGACCAGCCUGUAGGAAGAGUCCCAGGUUGUCUUGUAGGUUAACUUAAGGGACUCCAGUGAAGGUUGGUUCAUUUUUUUCUCUAGCAGAGACAAUUAGAUCAUUUCCCCUGACAUUUUUCAUCUUUAGAAACCUAUAAUUUCAUGUAUCACUCAGCUAUGCACUAAGGAAAUGCGUAAGUACAGCUUUGGCCAGGGCACUAGGUACUUCCAGACUUUGUAAAAUCCUCACUUAACCAUUCUAUAGCCAAGCACAUCUUUCCUAGUGGGCUCCCAUUGAACAAAACCAGCUGGACUUGGAGGAGAUGCCUUAACCUUUUGUCAGGUAACUAUGGGUCUUUUUGGUUUCUCCAGUGGCUGUGGUGUAUGGUGUGGGUGUUAGUAGACUCCAUACAAUGGCAGGCCUGAGGAAGUCUCUGACCAGGCCAGUCAAUUCUGGGCCUGGCCCUUGCCUUUUGAUAUGCUGGCCUGUGGGCCACAGGAGACUGGGGUGCUUGGGUAUGCAGGAUUCAGCUUGUUUGUGGGCAGGAGACCAUAAGGAAAGUUAAGUGGACUCUAAGAAUAUGGAUAGCAUUGCUGUUCCCUUGUGUUUGGAGUAUGUGUAAAGAAAUAUAAGUGGAAAUAAACGGUCUUAUAUGGCAUACAUGGGCGGGGGGAGGGCAGCAUCCUACUGCUUAUACAAAAUUCUUACAGACUGUUGGUCAGGGAUCCUCCCCUCUCCUCCCCCAGAGCUAAAUGUUCUGCUUGGAAACCUAGUUCCUUCAGUGAUUCCCUAUUUCAAAUAAAAGGAUUUAAGUUGACGUAUGACCACGUGAGCACAUAAUACAGCGCAUUAUUGUGGCAUUUGGAGCGGAGACCCAGGCAGGCUUCUCCUGUGAUUACAUUUUCUAGAUUCUCUACAGAGCCAGAGCUUUCCCCCUCCACCCCCACGCACCCACCUCCUCCUUCUCCUUCUCGGAGAGCGCUCUCUGAGCUGGUUGCAGUUUUCAGCACUCAUGGAACGGUUCUGGGCGAGCUAGAGCUAAGAGCUAACCGAUGGGACUCAAGGCCACACCAGGAGGAUGGAAUUUAUUUUAAGGUCUGCGCGGGGCGGCCAUUGGCGGCGGAGCGUCACGUGACCGCGGGGGCGUGCCAAUGUGCGCCCUCACGGGUGUCAAGCCCCUGUCAGAGUGUGCGAUCAAGAUCGUGAAACAACGCGAUGCAAAAAGCGACCUACUACGACAGCUCGGCGAUCUACGGUGGCUACCCCUACCAGGCAGCCAACGGGUUCCCUUAUAAUGCCAGUCAGCAGCCGUACCCGGCGUCCGCCGCUCUGGGCGCCGACGGCGAGUACCACCGACCCGCCUGCUCUCUCCAGUCGCCCGCCAGCGCUGGGGGCCACCCUAAGGCGCACGAGCUGAGCGAAGCGUGCCUGCGCACCCUCAGCGGCCCGCCCAGCCAGCCCCCAGGCCUGGGCGAGACGCCCCUGCCCCCACCGCCGCCCCAGGCCGCGCCCCCCGCACCACAGCCGCCGCAGCCCCCGCCGCAGCCCCCAGCACCCACCCCUGCAGCGCCCCCGCCCCCCUCUUCUGUCUCCCCACCUCAGAAUGCCAGCGGCAACCCCGCCCCCGCCAGCGCGGCCAAGAGCCCCCUGCUCAACUCGCCCACCGUGGCCAAACAAAUCUUCCCCUGGAUGAAAGAGUCUCGGCAAAACACAAAGCAGAAAACCAGCAGCUCCAGCUCAGGCGAGAGCUGCGCUGGCGACAAGAGCCCGCCUGGGCAGGCUUCAUCUAAGCGCGCGCGCACGGCCUACACGAGCGCGCAGCUGGUGGAGCUGGAGAAGGAGUUCCACUUCAACCGCUAUCUGUGCCGGCCGCGCCGGGUGGAGAUGGCCAACCUGCUGAACCUCACCGAACGCCAAAUCAAGAUCUGGUUCCAGAAUCGCCGCAUGAAGUACAAAAAGGAUCAGAAGGGCAAGGGCAUGCUAACGUCGUCAGGGGGCCAGUCCCCAAGUCGCAGUCCCGUGCCUCCUGGCGCAGGCGGCUAUCUGAACUCUAUGCAUUCGCUGGUCAACAGCGUCCCAUAUGAACCCCAGUCGCCCCCGCCCUUCUCUAAGCCUCCCCAGGGCGCCUACGGGCUGCCCCCUGCCUCCUACCCUGCGCCUCUGCCCAGCUGCGCGCCCCCGCCACCUCCACAGAAGCGCUAUAACACAGCGGCGGGGGGCGGUGCAGGGGGCACCCCUGACUAUGACCCACACGCUCAUGGCCUGCAGGGCAACAGCAGCUAUGGGACCCCACACUUACAGGGAAGCCCCGUCUUCGUGGGGGGCAGCUACGUGGAACCCAUGAGCAACUCUGGGCCUGCCCUCUUUGGCCUAACUCACCUCCCCCACGCUGCUUCCGGCGCCAUGGACUACGCGAGCGCUGGGCCGCUGGGAAGCGGCCACCACCAUGGGCCAGGGCCGGGGGAGCCGCACCCCACCUACACGGACCUUACCGCCCACCAUCCUUCUCAGGGAAGAAUUCAGGAAGCGCCCAAGCUCACCCACCUGUGAUGGUGGGCUCGGGGCUACGCGCCAGGAGAGUCUCCCCCUACCCCUCCACCUUUCUUCUUUGGUUGCUUUUUUUUUUUUUUUAAGGUUCUUCCUGCCCUUCCGUUUUCUCUCUCCUCUCUGCUCCCCCCAACUCCCUUCCCCGUCCUCCCCCCACUUUGGUAACGCGUUUUUAUAGUUUAUGUGACGUAGCAAUCUUGGUUGCUGGAAUGGCUGUCAGUAUCAGUAGCGAUAUUUAUCUCUUCCCGCUCCUAGCUUGGCCGCUGGCCCUGCACCCUUUACCUUCUCCACUCUUUGAUCAGAAACAGGGUAUAUGAACAAAUUUUCUAGUCGAGUUUUCAAUGUGAAUUUGUUCGUACAUUAUGGCUCCCGAGGGGAAGCGAUUACUUUUUUUUUAAUUGUUAGUUUUUUUAAAUUGCACUUCUUGUAAAGAGCGAGAAAAAAAAAAAAUCAAAGGCGCUUUGAAACAGGGGCUCCCUGUGCAAGGAUGAUUAAGUGUACGUCUUUCCGUGUGUGUAUGCUGGUGAACAGUCAGAUUUAUUUAUAUUUUUUUGCAAGCAUUGAAUAAUCUAAGUUUUAAAUAUUAUUUAUCCCCAUCCGUUUGUAUUUAUAUUAAAGAAAUUCUGUACCCUGAUUGUUCAGAAGGGUUCUUGGGCCUUUUGUUCAAUGGUGUGUUGGCGUACAUAGAAAUUUUUUUAUUUGAAAGGGAAAUAUAAUUCCUUUAUAAAAACGGUAAUGAUGCAAUAAAACCAGAUAGGAUCCAGCUUUUGAAAACAGUGGUUUAGGUUUGUAACAUCCGGCAAAAAUGAAAAAACAGUCUGUAAACGUGAAAAAUGCUAGAUUUGUUUUGAGAGUUCUACAAUCCUUGCUGCUCACAUUCUGAGAAACAAAACAAAAAAUAAAGUUUUUAUUCUGAAUAA